UCUCGUACAAGAUAUAUUGUUUUCUCAUAUAUCAGUGUUUUUGUGAAAGCCUGAAAACUAAAGAAUAAAACAAAACCAAAGGAAAUUAAGAUCACACUUCCCACUAAAUUUGAAAUAUCUGAUGUGGGAUUCUUACUCCACAAUUUAGUAAUCUCGGUCCUAGGGGCGAGGGAUGUUCUACUUUCGCUCCGCACAGAGUGGCUCAUCCUCCUUAAUAAAUUAUCUUUGAGACCCCUCUUCCGGUUUCUUGUUACCCUGGUAACAGGUGUAUUGUCACAACUUACCUUUGGAUAAUUUAUGAAAGGAAAUCUAGUCCACGUUAAUACUUCCUACAAAGGUAAAAAGUAAUGUCCGGGUAUGAGGAGCGGGCUCUGCUGGAGCUGAAUCAGAGUAGGGAGACGUGGUGUCAGGUGGAGAUGAACCCCCGGCAGGGCUGGGAGAGAUCACAGAGGAGACAUUACCGGAGUCACUUGAAGACCAGCCCGGUUCUCCUUACAGCUCUGACCGGCGGACCGCAGCGCAGAGAGGCCUGCACCCAGCGGCCUGCCCCCGUUAAGCUCCCCGAGAGAAAGCACUUCGAGGAGGGCUACAAAACUCACCUGGUCUAGAGAGCUGCAGCCUUAGAAGAUGACCUGAGCUCAUACUACAGAUACACCUGGACCCAGAUGUGGGGCAACUUUCAGUAUUUUAUUUUCAUG
Pelmatolapia mariae (spotted tilapia) is the source of this 698-nucleotide messenger RNA. Its product is annotated as spermatogenesis-associated protein 45-like. The transcript has 2 exons. The coding region runs from base 348 to 608 and encodes 86 amino acids. The record is from RefSeq and is a predicted model, not a curated record. NCBI's taxonomy places the organism in Eukaryota, Metazoa, Chordata, Actinopteri, Cichliformes, Cichlidae.